Messenger RNA from Malurus melanocephalus (red-backed fairy wren), 486 nucleotides. Its product is annotated as hemoglobin subunit beta-like. Gene Ontology annotation, cellular component: hemoglobin complex; blood microparticle; haptoglobin-hemoglobin complex. The coding region runs from base 1 to 486 and encodes 161 amino acids. Lineage: Eukaryota; Metazoa; Chordata; Aves; Passeriformes; Maluridae. Gene Ontology annotation, molecular function: peroxidase activity; organic acid binding; heme binding. The record is from RefSeq and is a predicted model, not a curated record. Gene Ontology annotation, biological process: hydrogen peroxide catabolic process. The transcript is spliced from 5 exons.
AUGCAGCUCYUGGGUGACAUCCUGGUCAUCGUCCUGGCCGCGCACUUCACCAAGGACUUCACUCCUGCCUGCCAGGCCACGUGGCAGAAGCUGGUCGGGGUGGUGGCACAUGCCCUGGCCCACAACCCCAGCCAGUGUGUCCGUGGGCUGAGAUUAGGCCAAGCCGUCUAUAAAAAUCCCUGGGGCAGCCCCCGGCGCCACAUCGUCCUCAUUGCUCAGAGAAACCCCAACAGCCCCUCUGCCAGCACCAUGGUGAACUGGACAGCCGAGGAGAAGGCUCUCAUCACCGGCCUCUGGAGCAAGGUCAAUGUGGCCGAGUGCGGCGCCGAGGCACUGGCCAGUGAGCAGAGCAGGACGCUCCUGGGUGACAUCCUCCUUGUUGUCUUGGCUGCCAACUAUGGCAAGGAUUUCACCCCUGCCUGCCAGGCUGCCUGGCAGAAGAUGGUCCGUGUGGUGGCCCAUGCACUGGCCCAUGAGUACCACUGA